ACUUUUCCCACAGCUAAUUUUUGCAGGCAUUUUUCCUGUACAAUUAUUGAAAAAAGUUAAUCAUCAAUCAACUAACAUUUUGAGACUUUUCUCCAAAUUUCCUCAAUGUGUUGCCUUUCUUUUAUUCAAAGUGGAGUUGAGUGAUAGAAUGUAUAACUGAGUGAAAGGAAAGAUUGGAACUAUGGCCAUUCUCAUAAGUCUCAAUAAGAAGUAUGUGUGGGCAUGAAGGGGUGACAUUCUAAUCUACUACAACUCUUCCAUUAAAUUAGAAGCCUGUACUGCACCUGUGUCAGGUAGAGUGCUGCGCACUUGAAUGACAAUUCUUUGCAAAAGCAACUGUUAAAAAGUCUAGGCUACAGGAGGCACUACCACAGUUUGGAUUCAGGUUGAAUGGAAGCUUUCUUCAGUAAAAGUAGGGACUGAAGAAAAGGAAAAAGAAAAGCAUCAAGGUGAACAGCAAACCUCAAUAUGGUUUAGACUGAAAUAAUAUGUGCCUCACAAGGAGACACACAUCCAAAGCUACUGUCCCCAGCCAGCAUCUAGGAUCUGUGAAAAGAUUCUCCUGUGAGUAGCAAAAGAGGCAAUGAAGAGAGAUCAUUGUGGAGCCUGGGACAGGAGAUACAGGAAGCUUCCAUGUUCUACGUAACCUUAUGCCCUUUCACCUUCAAGAAACUGUAUACAAGUAGCCUCUGUUAGCUUCCCUGCAAAUGACACCUGAACAGUAAUGUGACCCUCUAAGAGUGGUCAUGUAUACCUUAGAGCACAAAGGUAUACAAGGUGGCCAUUUGCUUUGAUUUUAUUAUAUUUGAGGAUAGGGUAAUAGUGUAAUAAACUACUAAGUUUAUAGAACUAUAACUGAGGUGAAUCACGCCACAGGUAGAGUUUGUCCCAGCUGUAGUCUACACUCCUCUUUGAAUCAAGGGAAUACAGACUCUACAAGGUGACUGGGAGUGGAGAGGUAUGAGGUUUUUCUUUAAUUUUGAGAUUCUGAAGAUAUAUCUGCACAUGAUUUGAUCAUAAAUACAGAGUACACCAAAAGCUCAGUGUUUCUCCAUGGGAGCCAUUUGAAAUUUCACUUGUGGAGAAAAGGUUUCCCCUUUAUACUAGAACUAAUGUUUUUCUUAAUAGAAAAACAAAAAUAAAAGUCAAUAGAAAAAUGAAUACAUGAGAGUUAGAGGUGAGGUUCUUUCUAUGGGGAAAAAGCUUUGUCCUCCGGGCAAGAUAAGUUUAACAAUGAGAGGGUUGGGAGUUGAUGAUGCAGAUGGGUUUGCAGCUGGAACAACAGGCCCUGGGUCCCACAAAAACAUGGUCGGCUGGAAGGUUGAAAUAAAAAGGCAGAAGGGUACACAGCAAAGGCAAUAAAACAAUAGUGGAAAGACUCUUGGCUCUCAAAGAUAGGAAAUUGGCAGCAUGGGGGAAGGGGAGUAGCCAGCUUCAUAUACCAACUACUGAACAAAUGUUGUUAAAUAUUGCUUGCUGUGAAUUAAACUUCCCAAUAUAGCUCUGUGCCAAAAAUGUUCAACAAGAUAUGGUGCAUGUGCAAAAAGCACUACUUGAUUUAAUGUCACAAACACAUACUAUGUAAAGAGCAAAGCUCAUAAAAUUCAUACCGUGGAUAUUUUGUGGCAGCCAAAGUCAGCUGAAGGAGGUGUGGGUGGUGCUAUUCAAGGGGUUCAUGGGCAUAUGUGGGGGUGGCAUGAACACAAAGCUUAGGUUCCAACUAAGAAAGAUAGGUCAGAUAUCCUUCUAAGAUUUAGUAAAUUAAGUAACGUUUGUUAUCUAUUGUAUACUACGUCUUGUCCUGGGUCCCAUAUUUACAUCCGUGAACAUGCCCCUCAAGAGCUUACACAAUUAGUAAAAUGUUCCAAUAACAGUAGAGUGUUAGAAGUAUUAAUAGAAGUUCACCCAGAGGCUGGGAAGGUGGAUCAGAUUUAAGGGUUUUCAUUCUUCUUGCCAAGAACCUGACUUCAGUUCUGAGCACCCAUAAGGCAGCCCACAGCCUUCUGUAACUCUAGUUACAGAGAAUCUGACAUCCUUUUCCGGCGUCUGUGGGCACUGAAUGAAUACAGUGCACCUAUACUUACAUAGUUACAUGCAAAACACUCAUACGCACACACAAACAACAAUUGUUUUAAAAGAGGUCCACUCAGGUGUUCGGGUGGGUUAAUCCAGCCUAGGUUUAACAGGGUGGGCAAAGUAUGAAAGCAUCUGUGACUGUGAGUUGAAUGAAGCGGUAAUGUAAGCCAGUGUGGGAAGAAUUAACUUGGAUAGUCAUCAGGAGGCAUGUGAGCUGGUGUUUAUUCAGAAAAAAUAUAUUGUAGCUUCUGAUAGCACAUGAGGAAAUGUGGCCUCUAAUAAGGCUACAGAGAUAGAUGAAUAUAUUUUUCUCUUCCUUCGCCUUUGAUGAGAAUUGUUAUGUUGUAGGGGAGCUGAUUGGUCUUUGCUGACUGGGAAGGAAACACUUUGGAUGCUCAUGAGAUAGUGUGUCUUACCAUCAUGGGCACCCACAUAGUUGCUAUCUCUCCUGAGAAUUGCUGUCAGUAGCAAGAAAAACUUUAGUGAUGCCAUGGAUUUUAAACACAUAGUCACAAAACCACUGUGCUGGCAGAAUAUAGUGGAAUGGUUAAUAGCAUUUUUCUUUUAUGUAUGUACUCGCAAGAAAGCACGCAGGGUAAAUCUUCGACUGUCGAAUUUACAAUCUAGCUCCCAUCAGUGGAAUGCUGGUGGUCAGGAAAACUCCCAGUGAAGACUUCUUGGAAUGCAGGGGCAUUGACCUUUGCCAUGCUUGUUCUAAGCCUAGGUGUUGGCUCCCCUGGGGCAUCUCAGGGUUAAGAGAUUUUCAGAAAGUGCUUCCUUGUGCACAUCAGAACUGCAAAUGUCUGCAUUAUUAGUGUCAUUUUGUUUGUUCAACUCACAGGAACAUCUGUGUGGGGGGUUGCUGUGGUGAAGCUCGUGUUGGAUCCUGAAGCAGUAAGAUAUGUGUGUGUGUGUGUGUGUGUGUGUGUGUGUGUGUGUGUGUGUGUGUGUGGUGAAAGACAGAUUGCUAAAAACACCAAAUGGUUCAUAGAAACCCUUCUAUUCUCUCUGAGCCCACGACGGAUGUCACUUAAUCUUCGUAUCCUGUUCCCUAAUUGAUGACCUAGUUACCCUCUUAUGGUGUUUGGAAUCUCUGAAGGGUAACAUACAGAAUGUAAACAAACAAGCUUUUACGUGCUACAAGUUUGAACUCAAUUGAAAUUCACGAAAACUACUUAUUGCUAAUAAGCAUUGUGGAAAGAGAGGCUCAUUCCAAUGGGCCUGAGCACAGUGUGGGCAUCUUCUUUGUUCUGUUCCUUACAAUGUCAGAAACAAGAUUUCUUUAGAGUUUGUGAGGUUCUACCUGCCUUGCUUUCUUCUGCAUCUCCAGAAUCAUUUAGAAUAUUAACAUUUGAGGCCAAAAAUCAUCAGCAGAAGACUCUCAGUCGUGCUACCUUUCCCUCAGCUGCAUGUCUUCUUAGGUGUCCUGCUUCAUAGAAAAGGGUUGUGCAAGACCUAGUUAAGAUGCCUCUCUUGACACUGCCACAGGAGGCAGAAGAUACUUAGUGGGCAGUAAAGAGAGCUCUCAAAUAGCUGACAGGAAGUGUAUUAGUCAGAGCCCUCUAGAAUCUCAGAACUUAUGGGUAGUCUGAAUAGAGUAAGGGAAUUUGUUGAUUUACAGUCUUUAGUCCAAGUCCCCAACAAUGGUCAGCAGCAGCUAUGAAUGGAAGUCCAAGGAUCUAGCAGUGGCUCAGUCCCACGAGGCAGGCAGGUGAAUAAGAGAGGAUCUUCCUUCUUCCAAUGUCCUUAGGUAGGUCUCCAUCAGAAGGUGUGUCCCAGAUUAAAGGUGGGUACCACCACACUUAGAUCUGGGAGUUGCUUUUUCCCCAGAUGACCUUGAACUCAGAGAUCUCCUUGCCUUAAGCUCCUGGGAUUCAUAGCCACUUUGCCUCAAGAUCUCCAUGCCAAGAUCCAGGUCAGAAACUUGUAUCUCCCAGCCUCCAGAUCAGGAUCAAAGGUGAGCCUUCCAAUUCUGGAUUGUAGUUCAUACCAGAUACAGUCAAGUUGACAACCAGGAAUAGCCACCACAGGAAGGAAGCAGAGACACUGGAUUCCACCCUCUGUAAAGAAUAGGAAAAGAGAAAUUGUGUCCUCCUGGCUUCUUCAGUGCAUUUUGUUACCUCAUAAGUCUGUCCAGAAGUUGUUCAAAAGUGUCAGUUAACCUGGGCUCUCUAGUGAGACCAUGUUUCAAAGAAAAUACAAAAUAAAACAGCUAGUGAGAUAGCUCAAUGGGUAAAGUCACUUGCUGGCUGAACUUGACAACCCGAGGAAAGCAAAGCAACAAAAUAAACAGCCAGGCACAGUGCUGGGCACGGAAUGCCAGCAUUCAGGAGGCUGAGGAGGAGAAGCAAGAGUUUGAGGACAGUCUUGUCUAAGUAGUAAGACCCUGUCUCUUAAAAUUACACAUACACGCCCAGGUAGACAACGGCCUGUGGAACAACAUGCUUAAGGUUUACUGGGACGACUGUGAUACGUAUCUUACCCAUGAUUCUCCAUCUGUGAGGAAGACACACUGCAGUGGUCAGAAACACAAAGAGAAUGUGAAAGAGUAUUACCAGAAAUGGAUGGAAGAGCAGGCCCAGAGCCUGACUGACAAAACAACGGCUGUGUUUCAACAAGGAAAGAUCCCUCCAGCUCCCUUCUCUGCUCCUCCGCCUGCAGGGGCCAUGAUCCCACCUCCCCCCAGUCUCCCCGGUCCUCCUCGGCCUGGCGUGAUGCCUGUACCCCACAUGGGAGGCCCUCCUGUGAUGCCAGUGAUGGGCUCCCCUCCUCCUGGGAUGAUGCCUGUGGGACCAGCUCCUGGGAUGAGACCACCCAUGGGAGGCCACAUACCCAUGAUGCCUAGGUUUCCAAUGAUAAGACCUCCCGCCCGCCCUAUGAUGGCGCCCACACAGCCUGGCAUGACCCAGCCAGACAGAUAAGAGCAGAAAUGCUCUUUAUCCUUUUGUAUUUCUUGUUGUUUCACCAGGAGAUCUUGGUGCUGAGCCUGAGUGUUUACUAGGUGCACGACAAGGAACUUCCUUUCCUAACAGAGGGAAUGCUUCUGGA
Rattus norvegicus (Norway rat) is the source of this 5124-nucleotide messenger RNA. NCBI's taxonomy places the organism in Eukaryota, Metazoa, Chordata, Mammalia, Rodentia, Muridae. The record is from RefSeq and is a predicted model, not a curated record.